This is a messenger RNA of Propithecus coquereli (Coquerel's sifaka), 2406 nucleotides long. It is a transcript of the gene NOL10, whose product is annotated as nucleolar protein 10. Gene Ontology annotation, cellular component: 90S preribosome; nucleolus; nucleus. Gene Ontology annotation, molecular function: protein binding. Gene Ontology annotation, biological process: maturation of SSU-rRNA from tricistronic rRNA transcript (SSU-rRNA, 5.8S rRNA, LSU-rRNA). NCBI's taxonomy places the organism in Eukaryota, Metazoa, Chordata, Mammalia, Primates, Indriidae. The record is from RefSeq and is a predicted model, not a curated record. The transcript has 21 exons. Bases 51 to 1820 code for a protein of 589 amino acids.
UGGGUGACUAGCGGGGUCUGUAACAGGGUUUGCCGCUUCUUGGCGCCGCCAUGCAGGUCUCCAGCCUCAACGAGGUGAAGAUUUACAGUCUCAGCUGCGGGAAGUCACUUCCUGAGUGGCUUUCUGAUAGGAAGAAGAGAGCAUUACAGAAGAAAGAUGUUGAUAUCCGUAGGAGAAUUGAACUUAUUCAGGAUUUUGAAAUGCCUACUGUUUGCACCACUAUUAAGGUGUCAAAAGAUGGACAGUAUAUUUUAGCAACUGGAACAUAUAAACCUCGGGUCCGAUGUUAUGAUACCUAUCAAUUAUCCUUGAAGUUUGAAAGGUGUUUAGAUUCAGAAGUUGUCACCUUUGAAAUUCUGUCUGAUGACUACUCAAAGAUUGUCUUCUUACAUAAUGAUAGAUAUAUUGAAUUUCAUUCACAAUCAGGUUUUUACUACAAAACCAGAAUACCAAAGUUUGGGAGAGAUUUCUCUUACCACUACCCAUCCUGUGACUUGUACUUUGUUGGUGUUUUAUUAUAUGACCUUCGAUCUGAUAAGCCGUUGCUAGUUAAGGAUCACCAGUAUGGGCUGCCCAUUAAGUCAGUUCAUUUCCAGGAUUCGUUAGAUUUGAUUUUAUCUGCAGACUCUCGAAUUAUCAAAAUGUGGAAUAAGAACUCAGGGAAAAUAUUUACUUCUCUGGAGCCAGAGCAUGACCUUAAUGAUGUUUGUCUGUACCCCAACUCAGGAAUGCUUCUUACUGCCAAUGAAACCCCCAAGAUGGGCAUCUAUUACAUUCCAGUAAGUAAUACAAAUAAGAAAUGGGAAAAGGAUCUGGACAGUUUAACAGAAAACUGUGAACAAAAUCCACAGAGCCUUUUCUUUGCCACUUACAAAUUUUCCUGUAAGAAAGAUCUAGAAGACCUGGGGCUCACACAUCUCAUUGGAUCGCCUUUUCUCAGGGCAUAUAUGCAUGGAUUUUUCAUGGACAUAAGACUCUAUCACAAGGUGAAAUUGAUGGUAAAUCCAUUUGCUUAUGAAGAAUAUAGAAAAGAUAGAAUACGACAGAAGAUAGAAGAAACACGUGCACAGAGAGUCCAAUNNNAGAAAUUGCCAAAAGUUAACAAAGAGCUGGCACUUAAAUUAAUUGAGGAAGAAGAGGAGAAGCAAAAAUCUACAUGGAAAAAGAAAGUUAAGAACCUUCCUAAUAUUCUCACCGAUGAUCGAUUUAAAGUUAUGUUUGAGAACCCUGACUUCCAAGUAGAUGAAGAGAGUGAAGAAUUUAGGCUUUUGAAUCCACUUGUUUCAAAAAUUAGUGAGAAAAGGAAGAAGAAACUAAGACUGUUACAGCAACAAGAACUUCAUGAAAAAGAAGAGGAGGAAGAACUGGAAGGAAAACCGAGUGAUGCAGAAAGUUCGGAGAGUUCAGAUGAUGAAAAAGACUGGGUUGAAGAGGUCAGGAAGCAGCGCAGACUUAUCCAGCAGGAGGAAAAAGUGAAGCGGCAGGAACGACUCAAGGAGGACCAGCAGACGGUCCUAACACCCCAGUUUUAUGAGAUCAAAGCAGGAGAAGAGUUCAGAAGCUUCAAAGAUUCUGCCACAAAGCAGAAGCUGAUGAACAAAACCCUUGAAGAUCGUUUGAAAAUUGAAGCAAAAAAUGGUACAUUGAGUGUAUCAGACACCACUGUUGGCAGCAAACAAUUGACAUUCACGUUAAAGAGGUCUGAACAGCAGAAGAAGCAACAGGAGGCCGAGAAACUGCAUCGACAAGAAAGGAAAAAACUCCGCCGUUCAGCUGGUCACUUGAAGUCGAGACAUAGAAGAGGACGACCAUUUCAUUGAGUGCGGACGCUAUCCUACGUGUGAUUAGGAGGGAACACAUCUCCCGCAGAUUGAUCAUCAUUAGGGGAUUAAGCACCGACAAGGGAAUGCACAUUUUUAAGUCCCAUGUAAAUUCUUGCACAGGGAGGUAAAGAUUUGAUAGCCUGUCCCCAUGCCCUGUGGAUUGGACUUUGGAAUUGGGCAUCUGCCAACUGUCCACCACAUAGCCCCAGGGGUGCUCUUGUAAGUUGUUGCUCCCUAUAAACAUUGUCCUUGUUCUCCGGAUUUUAAUCAAGUAAACCAGGUGGUGGUUGUCUAUUUAAUAUUGUGAACCAUGUACCAUGAAAUGAAAGGUUUAUCCUGUGCUAAAAACGAAGAUUUAUCAUGUUCUAAGAACUUUUUCCUUGCAGUGCUUGCUGCCAUUCAUGAUUAAGCCACGCAAAAAUAUCAUCCCUAUUGCAUUUGGUGUCUAUGUAUUGGCCAUGUUUUUAUUUAUAAGUAUAUGUUGAUACAUGUGUCAGCUUGUUUAUGUACUAGUUUGGGAUUUUUUAAAAAAUAUUUUUAUACCAAGAGAAUAUAAUGUAAUGGAACAGGCUGAGCAUCCGAA